AUGUCCCUCUCCCUUGCACACAAUCGCCCAGUCGAAGUCUUACACCUCUACUUCAACCGCAGUGGCGGCAUCAUGACUCUAUGUGAGCUCGCCACAACCGAGAAGACCGAGGUGGCCGCAUUCCUCGUCCACGACCGCCGAGUUGUCCUGCGCGCCCUGGCGAACGAACGAUUCUGGCCCGUAAUCCGCACCAUCUACCUGCGCCAGUUAAAUUCCUACCCUGCUCCGGGCAGCUAACUCCUCGCUUCCGCACCAUCGCUGACUACCCAUCGGACUUACCUUCGUAGGCCCUGCCCGUCGUCUGGGACCGUUUGGUUCGACAGUUCAUGCGAGUUGUCGAGGGCCCUUCCGGCCUUAGCGAGACCCAGGCCCGAGACUGGCAAGACGAGACGCUGCAACUAUACGACGAAAUCGCCGACGCCUUGGCGGACACAGCGCACGUCGCCGCCCAGGGACAGAGGGCCAUGACUCACCUAUUCGAGUCACUAACCUCGCCCCCACACCAGUUCCUUGAGCGGGCCCAGCGCCACCUAUUCCAACCGGCCUCCCCGACCGAGUCCGACCACAUCCGCGAGGAUAGUAAAAGCCAUGGAAUGUUGUGGAAGGUUAUGGAAGGUUAUGGAAGGUUUUCUACAAGCGAGAGAUCACGAUGCCGAUGUCCGGAUUGCCAGAUGGAAGGUUGA
Molecule: messenger RNA, 683 nt
Organism: Microbotryum saponariae
Lineage: Eukaryota; Fungi; Basidiomycota; Microbotryomycetes; Microbotryales; Microbotryaceae
Source: the annotation of a GenBank genome assembly